AUGGCUCGCCUCAACUUUUCGAAAGAAAGAGAGAUCACAAGAAGAAGAUACAAAAGCCACCUUAAAUGGUAUUCGGUAGAUUCAGAAUCAUCUGACACUGACAUCAUCAACUACUAUUCGAACCUGUCGAGCCAAAUACAAAAUGCGACUAAUGGAGUGAGCACUAGAAUUGCUAAUGGUUUCUUCUUAAACAAGCAGUUCGCCAUCUCAGAUCAGUACAGAGGUGAUAUCGCGAAGAAAUAUGCAGCUCUUAUACAGUCUGUGGACUUCACAAAUCAGCAACAGGCAGCUGAGACAAUAAACACAUUUGUCAACGAAACAACGGCAGGAAAAAUAGAAGAAAUUGUGAAAGCAGAAGAAUUGAAAGAUCCGUUUUCUAUUAUUGUGAAUGCCAUAUAUUUCAACGCCGAAUGGGAAAUUAAGUUUGACAGUAACAGAAAUUCGCUUGGAACGUUCCACACUACACCAGAAAAAGGAAGAGAGAUAACAAUACCGAAGAUAAAAAUCGAAACAGACUUCAAACUGAAGAAAGCUCUCGUCGCCAUGGGAGCAACGGAAAUGUUCACCGCGAACGCCGAUCUCAGCGGAAUUGUCAAAGCGCCACCACUUUAUGUUUCGAAAGCCGCUCAUAAGGCAAUUAUUGAGGUUGACGAGGCCGGCACAACCGCUGCAGCUGCCACAAUGAUGGAGAUUAUGGAAACAGCAAGCCUUGAAACGAACGAAGCAAAACGCUUCGUUGCCGACCAUCCAUUUUUGUUUGCUCUCACAAAAGACAAAAAUCCGUUAUUUGUAGGACAAGUGCCAAGGAGAUUCCAGAAGUCCUGGAGUGAAGAGGAAAAUCUUGGAUAUGACGCCCGUAGUGGUCGGCCAUCAGAAAUUGACAAUGGCCUACUGAGAGCUAUUAUUGGAGCAGACUCUGUCCUAAAAACACGAGAAGAUGCCGACGAAGAAAACGUUAAAUACUCUUCUGUCGUUUGCCACUCGAAGGAAAGUGGAAGGUGA
Messenger RNA from Necator americanus (New World hookworm), 1002 nucleotides. RefSeq lists its product as uncharacterized. The coding region runs from base 1 to 1002 and encodes 333 amino acids. Lineage: Eukaryota; Metazoa; Nematoda; Chromadorea; Rhabditida; Ancylostomatidae. The transcript has 7 exons. The record is from RefSeq and is a predicted model, not a curated record. Gene Ontology annotation, molecular function: serine-type endopeptidase inhibitor activity.